Mycosarcoma maydis (corn smut) is the source of this 3675-nucleotide messenger RNA. RefSeq lists its product as uncharacterized. The transcript has a single exon. NCBI's taxonomy places the organism in Eukaryota, Fungi, Basidiomycota, Ustilaginomycetes, Ustilaginales. Gene Ontology annotation, molecular function: beta-tubulin binding; GTPase activator activity. The record is from RefSeq and is a predicted model, not a curated record. Gene Ontology annotation, biological process: tubulin complex assembly; microtubule cytoskeleton organization; post-chaperonin tubulin folding pathway. Bases 1 to 3675 code for a protein of 1224 amino acids.
AUGACAUUGGUGGAGGCGGUCAUCGAGGACCCUUCGGCCUUGGUCGAGGAAAAGGACCUUGUUCGUUUUGAACGCGCAGAGGAGUACCUCUCCCUCCUAUCCUCACUGCUAUCGUCCACAUCUAGCGCAAGCGCCUUCUCAUCAGCACGAGCAGCUCUGGUGACUCCAUCCAUUCCUGCCGAUGACGUGCUCACCAAGCUAGUUGCCAUCUUGGACGAGUAUCAAGACCAUCCACAUCUGCUCGAUCCGUACCUCGAACGUAUCGUCUCGCCACCCGUCGAAUCGCUUCAACGACACGUGCGAUAUGCGACUAACUCGUAUCAUGGCAGUACGGCUAAUCUUCUGACACCCGAAGCUGUGGCUCGUCUUAGCAAGCUCGUAUACGCCUAUACAAAGGUCCGUGGAUACAAGACCAUCGUCCACUACUUUCCCCACGAAGUGGCCGACUUGCCAGCAACGCUUUCCUUCCUUGAGCAGCUACAGCAAUCUUUAGGUGCGGACGCUAAGGAUUCUUUCGCGAGCUGCUGGGAGCUUCGAUAUUUGUGCUUGCUGUGGUUAUCGCUCAUCUGCAUGAUCCCGUUCGAUUUGGCCAAGUUUGAUCGAGUAUCUCACGGUGCAAAGAAAACGACUGCUUCGAGGAUCGCGGCUGUGGCAGAGUAUUUCAUCACCAGUCCAGGGAAGGAGCGCGAUGCUGCGGCUGUCGUGCUGGGUCGCUUGUUCCAGAGAGACGACGUUCAGCUCAAGGACGAUUUUGACUCGUUCCUUGCAUCGAGCCUGGAAGAGCUCAGAGGCAAAGAGCUGAGUCCAUUUCAUGCUACUGGAAUUUUCCAAGCUCUUUGCGAGGUGCUCAAGACGAGCGAGCCAGAAUUUGUGCGAAAGAACUUCAUUUGGAUCCGAAACAUUCUCGAUGAAUACGACACCGCUCACAACAGUUCUCUGAGGAACAAUGGCCUCAUCAUCAAGUAUCAAACCAAGCUCAAUGGCAGAGUCGCUCUCAAACUGCUCCGACCACGGAAUCGAAAGCGUGCGAACAAGUUCCACGUCCUUGGCGCUAGUUCAAGCAAUAUCCCAUCCUCGGAUCAGCAUGGAAAUGACGAUGACGAUGAAGACGAAUCCGAGAUCCCCGAAGAAGUCGAGACAUUGAUUUCGUGCCUGAUGGAGGCUUUGCAGCACAAUGAUACUGUGGUGCGGUACAGCGCGGCCAAGGGACUCGCUCGAAUCUGCGAUCGUCUUCCCACUUCGUUUCUUAAUCAAGUGGUCGAAGCGAUCAUUUCGCUUUUUCACAUCAACGUUCCAGACGUUUACACUGGUGCUAGCGACCUGAACUCUGUUUCUGAGCACUCUUGGCAGGGAGCAUGUAUGGCGCUCGCCGAGCUGUCUCGGCGUGGCCUGCUGUUUGCCGAGAUGCUAUCCGAGGCAUUGCCAUGGAUUCUCAAAGCGCUGCUGUUUGACGUGAGACGUGGAGCACAUUCGGUGGGGGCCAACGUACGUGAUGCAGCAUGUUAUGUCGUUUGGGCGCUCGCCAGAUCCAACGACACAGACUCGAUCCGACCUCACGCAUUGGAUCUGGCCAAACGAUUGGUGGCAGUAGCGACGCUGGACAGAGACGUUUCCAUCCGACGUGCGGCAAGCGCAGCGUUUCAAGAAUCAGUCGGCCGACUCGCGCUGUUUCCACACGGCAUCGAGGUGAUCAGGAUGACGGAUUUUUACGCUGUCAGCGUGCGCAGGAAUGCGUUUCUCGAAUGCGCGCUCAAAGUGGCUGCGUUUGAAGAGUAUAGAGGAUAUCUGGUGGAUCAUUUGAUCGACGUCGUAACGGUGCAUUGGCACGUUGCUAUGCGUCGACUGGGCGCGCAGGCGGUGGCACGUAUCGCCAUGCACGACCCAACUGUGCUUCUGCCAGACAUGGCGGCUAGACUGAGCAAGCGUAUAGAAACAUCCGAUAAUACCGUGCUGCACGGCACGUUGCUGACGCUGGCCGAGGUGUGUCGGGCUUGCCGAAUGCUUUUGGACAAGAACGAAGCUGGCGUCUUUGAAAAAGUCAGAGAGAGAUGCUUUGGCUUGCUGGAUUCGGUGCGACCAAGCAUCUUGCGCUCGCUGGGCGCAGCGCCUAUCCUUCAAGCCGCCUGCCAACUCAUUGGCGCUGGCGCAGCCUCAUCCACGAUUUCGACGCCGUCCGAGAGUCAGACGUGGGAGAAAGUGCUGAACCUCGCCCUUGCACGUCAAGAAGAAUCCGUACACAUCGCCGCCGCCGAAGCGGUUUCGGAAGUCAGCAUUUACGUCGAGCUUUCCUCGAAAAUACAAUCGACGCUCGAUAGCUGGUCGAGCCUGACCGUGCCACAACAACAGAGCAACGCUCUCCUUCUCGGCGCGGUGGAUUACCAACUGCAUUCCGCUAUGUUUGAACGCGUCAUCAACCACCUAAUCUUGCUCUGCCGGCCCAGCGCGCCAGAUUCACCCAAGACGCUUUACUCGCCGAACAUCGAAGUGCGGCGCAACGCAUGCGACAGCCUCACGCGCGCCAUCACGCAUCUCGGAACCCAACUUUCCGCCAUAUGCAGUGCUGACCUACUCGAAAAAGCGGUGCGCUCACUGCUGUUGGGGCUGCAAGACUAUUCCACAGAUCAACGCGGCGACGUUGGCUCUUGGGUGCGAUUGAGCUGCAUCGCCGGUCUCAGACAGAUUCUGAUCCUAUGCCGACAGACCGGACAGAUGCUGCCGGAGAAAGAACUGCAACAAGUCGUAGCAGGCAUGUGGAAGCAAGCGGCCGAGAGGAUUGAUCAUGUUCGUCACGCUGCUGGAACGAGUGUUCUCGCCGUAUACCACGCAUAUGAAGCGUCCGAGGUGAGGCCGAUCGGGUAUGAUGUGGUGGAGGACGCGUUUGGCGCGGGUUGCUUUACGCCUUUCGAAGAAGAGCGUGUUGGGUCGAUGGCCGAAGCUGAUGCAGAGAAGGUUGGCAUGGUGGCGCAUACGUUCAAAGAUGCACGUCAAGCCUUCCCGCGUCUGUGUAAGCUACUCGUCAUCGCACGCUAUCGUAUCUCGAUCCUGGAAGGUAUCAUCAUCAGUGUUGGUUCCAAAUCCGACUUGGGCGAGCGCGUUAUCGGGCCUGCGCUCACCGCGCUCACCGCGGCCACCUACCCGAUCGCUUCUCUGCUCGGCGACCUGUUCACGCUCGCCAAGGCGUACUUUGGCAAUAACCGAAUGUUUGUCCCUGCCAUCUCCACGGUCAACCUCUUGCUCGAAAACGGCGCGUCGCAAGCUGACAUUCACGAGAUUCUAGCUCGACUCGUCAAGAUGUGCAUCACGAAUGCAGCCAAGAUCAAAAGCAUCGCGCGCUUGACGGUAAGCGCGACGUUGUGCGCCAAUAUCGCGCUUGUUAUGCGUGUCGUCCCUGACUCGCACCGAGCGGCACUGUUGGGCCUCCUGCAGACGUCGACCGAGUUGUUCCUGGCACACUCAUUCCCGACAGUCAGAACAUGCAUGGCCGAACACCUGUACGCGGUUCUGUCCUCUAGCGUCGAAUUUGACCAACACGAACCGGCGAUGGCCGACUCCAAGUCGCACAUCUGGCUUCAACUCGAGCACGCCCUACUCGAUACCAAAUGGUCCGCGCCCGCCAGUGUCGACGCGACUACCAUCAGCAAUAUCUCUCUCGCUCUGCGUCGCAUGCUGUCCUGA